AUGGACGUAGCGAAGACCGUGGUAGCCAUCAAGCAGACAGCACUGUUCCGGAAAUAUUGGCAUGCAGAUGAGAUCAAGAUCUCCGAUGUGAAGAACGCCUUUGCAGAAUGGGAAUGCUACCCAACAGGAGUGACAAAGAAUGGCAAAAUGGUGUGGUAUAUGAACUGCCAUCAAACCACUGCUCCCAAAAUUGAGGAUUUUAUGCUCGUAUCCAUCUACAUGAUCGACGAUAUCCAAAAGCGACUCUACGAGGCGUGCAAGGAGAGGGGGAUCCAAGAAGCUUAUAAGGACUACUGCAUUUGGAUCAGCGACACUGCGGGGGUGUCUCUAUCCGCUUUAUCAGGCGAGAUCCAAAAGGGUUGCAUGGAAGUGUUUAUUCGUCACUUCCCAGCGUUUAUGAGUGCGAGCGAUAUUGAAAUCAAUGACGAUCCAAACUAUGUGCCUGCGCGUGGUUGGGACGAUACAAUAGUCUAUAAUCUGAAUACCCCGUUCCUUCUUCGGUCGAUCUGGAAGCUCUGCUCCUUCUUCUUGCCUUCCAGAUGGGCAUACAUGGUGCAGUUACUAGGCUCCUCGCAGCUCCCCGCAUCGAUCGACAAGGCUUUGAUUCCGCAGGAAUAUGGAGGAACCUACGAAGGCUCAUUUGAGACAUGGAUGGAGGAAUGUGCUCGGAUGAACGAGUGCUCGCUCGACGAUCCUCCCCGAACGCUCGUGGAUCAGCGAGUUUUGGACCAGUUUGGUCAAAACAAUGGAAUGAUAGCCUCUUCCAUUCCUGAGACCGAACUUCGUGGAUGGAUGUGGAAGCGGACGAACGUGGGCCACCGCUGGCACCACUACUAUUUUGUGCUUCUAAAAGAGGGCCUGCUAUACUACUUUGUGCGAACGGAUGACAUGAACGCUCAAAAUGGGUAA
Blastocystis hominis is the source of this 909-nucleotide messenger RNA. RefSeq lists its product as hypothetical. NCBI's taxonomy places the organism in Eukaryota, Bigyra, Opalinata, Blastocystidae. The coding region runs from base 1 to 909 and encodes 302 amino acids. The record is from RefSeq and is a predicted model, not a curated record. The transcript has a single exon.